This is a messenger RNA of Polyodon spathula (Mississippi paddlefish), 1273 nucleotides long. RefSeq lists its product as uncharacterized. NCBI's taxonomy places the organism in Eukaryota, Metazoa, Chordata, Actinopteri, Acipenseriformes, Polyodontidae. Bases 139 to 888 code for a protein of 249 amino acids. The transcript is spliced from 6 exons. The record is from RefSeq and is a predicted model, not a curated record.
UUCUCUUUAUCUUUAAUCAGGGGCAAUCUAAUCAUCUAUCAGAGCCAUAGGCAAGGCAGGGUAUUUUUCAGCAGAAGCACAGCAUCUUGUUUUAGGGUCAGGCUCCGUGGGCUGACCGCUGUAGGCUGGCCGCUGAGAAUGGCGGUGCUCGGUGCUUUCGUGCUGGAGCUCCUAGUCUUGGUCACGGUGACAGCUGCACCUACCCACGGUCCUGUGACCAGCACCAGCUCUAUAUCAACUCCCAGCCUGUCAGACACCAAGACCCUUAUUCUCAGAAAAGGAGCCCCGGUAUUCUUUGGGAUUAUCGGGAUCCUGGCUUUUGUUUUCCUUGUGAUUCUAAUCUUUUUCAUUAGAAAGAUGCUGAGAAACCGAACAGGUGUUACACUUACUGAACAGAACAAUGGAAGCAAUGUUCGGCUGCAGGACUUUCAUAACACAGCCACCUCCCAAGCAAGCAAUAACUACACAUUCCCUCAAUACCAGCAGCCCACCCCUGGCACCAGUAAUGUCUAUGGGGAUGAUGACGACACUUCCACAGACAGCUCAGGCAGUUCAUCUGCAGAGGAGGCCAGCAGAGGCAUUGGCUUCUUCAGUGAGGUGAAGAGGGACAAGGCAGGGCAGGAGGAGGACGAUGCCAACGACUACGUGAAUGUUUCCAAAAGAGAGCCGGAGGAGUCGGCAGACUAUGUGAAUGUAGACCCGUCUGAGGGACGAAGGAGGGGUUCUGAUGAUUAUGUCAAGUUGGAGUCUGCCACAGAGCCUGAUGAAGAGGAGGAGCGAGCGUCUAGAGGACUGGAGGGAGGGGGAGAGAACAGCCAGGAUGCUGUUGAUUCUGACACUGAGAGCGACGAGGACACUGUGGUUUACACCCAGAUUGCGUUCAAAUAGGGAGGGCCACAGUCAAGCUCUGAUGUCUUAUAUCUGGAUUGGUUAUCUGCACUAUUCACGCAACAGUCACUCAAAAUAAGACAAAUAUUCAUUCACAAAGUGAAGACAUUGACAAGAACAUCUACAUAUAAUGCCAAGACUAAAGAUGUUUUUUUUAAUCCAUUGCUUAUUUUAUGAAAACUUGUUUUCCGCUGACAAAUAAAAUUGUGAACUUUAUUUCUGCUUUUAAAAAACAAAUACAAAAUAGCAUAUUCUAAACCCAGAUCUGAACCCCGUUCUACAGUUGAUGACAAAACACCAGUUAGUAACGUUAAGGUUACAUGUUAAGGUUACAUAAUGUUGAAGCCAUGGGUGUUCCUGCAUCUAGCAGACGAAUCAAUAACCU